AUGAAUGUUCAAAAAAACGGUGAAUUGCCUAGUUAUACUCCUGAAUUGAAAUCCGAGGCGAGUUACAAACAAGCAACCAUUUCAGUACGAAAUGCCACUCAAAAAACCUUAGAUGUAUUUUGGAUUGAUUUUGAAGGAAAAUUAUUGCCAUAUGGUCAAGUGCAACCGAAUGAAACCUUUGCAUCAUUGAGUGCUGUUAACCAUGUCUUUGUGUUCAAAACUCAGGACGGAUCCUAUGAAAAGGUUGUGAAAGUAUCACUUAACAAACCUUUAGUAAUUUUGGAAGAACAAACAAUUUCGAUCUGUGCGCAAACCUUAGAUGAACCAACCGAGACCAGCUGUCACCCCAUCAUUGCUGCACAAAUAUCAGAGAGAACCGGAGCAAGAAAUAUGGCCUUCUCAUAUCCUGCAAGCGAUUCUCUCGUUCGAGAUAUUGAGUCUCAUCUUCGCAAAGAAGGAAAACGAUUUAUCGAUGAAGAUUUCCCUCCCCAACCUGAUUGGGUGCGUGCCUAUGACUUCUUUAAUGGAGAUGUCGCUAUUGUAAAGAAAGGAUUUUGUGCUACUUCGCCACGACAAGGAGGAGUUGGAGAUUGUUGGCUCAUUCAAUCCUUGUCUGGAGCUGCUAUUCGACCUCAAGAGGUCAAGAAGGCUUUUUGCUUGUGUGAAUCUAUUGACCCUCAGUUAGGUCUGUAUGCAGUCACGUUUCACUCUGAAGAUCCAGGAAAGAAGUACACCAUUCUUUUGGACGAUUAUUUUCCCAUGAAUAGUGAUUUUAUCUUUGCAAAAUCUGCUGCAAGAGGAGAGUUAUGGGUACCGCUCAUUGAGAAGGCCUUUGCUAAAAUGAUUGGAGGAUUUUUGGAUUUGGCUGCAUCGAAACAUUCAUUCAAUCCCUGUCACGUGUUGGUUGCGCUGUUGGGAGGCAAAGCAAAACAUUUUGAGUGGUAUUCUGGAGAGAACUCUGUUGGAAAAAAGCUAAUGAAGGAGAAUCAAUUUUGGCCUCUCCUCGAACGGCUACUUGACAGCGAAAAGAGUGCACCUGUGUGUACCAGUAAAGCAAUAAGCGGAGGAGACGGUACUGUCGAUUCGUUUGGCAUUGUUCAUUACCAUGGCUACAGUAUUUUAGGAUAUAGAAAAUUCCCUCAAUACAAUCUCAAUUUGAUUCAGAUCAGGAAUACAUGGGCCAAUACAGAAUGGGGAGGCAGCUUUGGUGACAAUUCUAAAGAAUGGCAGAAAUAUCCGCAGCUAGCAAAGAAUUGA
This is a messenger RNA of Naegleria fowleri, 1257 nucleotides long. RefSeq lists its product as uncharacterized. Lineage: Eukaryota; Heterolobosea; Eutetramitea; Acrasida; Naegleriidae. Gene Ontology annotation, molecular function: calcium-dependent cysteine-type endopeptidase activity. Gene Ontology annotation, biological process: proteolysis. The transcript has a single exon. The record is from RefSeq and is a predicted model, not a curated record. Gene Ontology annotation, cellular component: cytoplasm. The coding region runs from base 1 to 1257 and encodes 418 amino acids.